UCGUAGAGUACAAAAUCACUCGGAUUUCUCGUAUCACGAUCACUCGGGGACGUCGAGAGGAUUGUAUCUUCUGGAGCUGUGUUUCACGUACGUGUCGCUUUCAACGACGGGACGAGAAGAUAGAAAAGAGAGAAGGGAAAAGGGAAACGAAGAAAAAAGGAACAAGGGAGAGUCGGCGGGACUAGAGGAAGAAUCGAGGAUAAUAAUUCAUCACCGAGUUGAAGUUGCAGAAACAGAAGUGCCAACUUCGCUUUUUAAUCUUUAGAUACUUAUCAAAAGAAAAAUGAUAAAGGUACCAGGAGAAAUUGAUCUUAAAGAUUAUAUUUUGAUAAUUCCGUCAGUGGCUGUUGGAAAUGUUGGACAGUUAUCGAUCGAUCUGUUAAUCUCUAAUUUAAAUCUAUGCAAAAUUGGAUCUAUGUGGAAUCCUAUAUUCCUUCCAAUUUCCGGCCUAGAUCCUUAUAAUACUAAUUCGGUCUCUCUUUGUACUGCUGCUGACUUUUAUCUUGGAACUACUUGUAAAAUAAUUCUUUUACAAUUACGUUCACUUUAUGUUGGUAAUUGUACUGAUUUUUUCGACGAAAUAACACAAUUUGUUCGUCAAAGAAAACUUAGCAAGAUAAUAAUUUUAACUAGCAGUUACGAUUACGAAUGUUCCGAUAGAUCGGAUACCAGCUUGAGGUAUCUUACUUCGGAUAAUUCAUUACUGAACACUGAAAAGUUUCUUGAAAAUCAGUUCUGUUGGAAGAGACAUACAAGAAAACAGUUAAUGGAAUGCACAGAAUGCUAUUACAUUCCUGGCGGAGGAUUUGCAAAUGGCUUUUACGAGUAUCUCAAAUCAACAGAAAUUCCUUGUACAGUACUUUUUUGUUAUUGUUCCGAAGGUGACAAUGUUCACGAUGCAUUAAUAUUAGUUAAGGGUUUGAAUCGAUGGUUAAAUUUAUUAGAAAUUAAUACGGAUGGUAAUAUUAAUGUUACGUAUCCACCAUCUUGGGAAUUCUUUUUUGGUAAUCCACCUUCGUCCGAAAUAUAUUAAGCUUGGAGCCAUUAACCGUUUGUGUUAUUUGGAAAAUUUCAAACGUAACAAAAUCAAUUACGCGUAACAACAAUUGAUAUUGUACAGAAAUGAAGUUGCAUUAGGAAGAAUUUAAACAUAAAGCAA
Molecule: messenger RNA, 1159 nt
Organism: Colletes gigas
Lineage: Eukaryota; Metazoa; Arthropoda; Insecta; Hymenoptera; Colletidae
Product: proteasome assembly chaperone 2-like
Exons: 4
Coding region: 284-1033 (249 amino acids)
Biological process (GO): proteasome assembly
Cellular component (GO): nucleus; cytosol
Source: RefSeq, a predicted model, not a curated record